GUGCUGUGGCUGCUGAGCUUUGAUGACAAGAACACCCUGGCGGAUGCUGUGGACAAGUACUGCAUCGGGGUGCCACCCAUCCAGUGGUUGGCAUGGAUACCACAGCUCCUGACCUGCCUGGUUGGGUCAGAGGGCAAACCCCUGCUCAACCUCAUCAGCCAGGUACAGUGGCUUGCAAAAUUAUUCACCCCCCUUGGCAUUUAUCCUAUUUUGUUGUCUUUGUCUGAUUUCUGGGGGGUUUGUAUCAUUUGAUUUACACAACAUGCCUACCACUUUGAAGAGGCAAAAUAUUUUUGAUUGUGAAACAAACAAGAAAACAGAAAGAAAAAAAACUGAACUUGAGCGUGCAAUUACAGCUGCAAUUGUCUUGGGAUAUGUUUCUAUAAACUUGGCACAUCAAGCCACUGGGAUUUUUGCCCAUUCUUCAAGGCAAAACUGCUCCAGCUCCUUCAAGUUGGAUGGGUUCCGCUGGUGUACAGCAAUCUUUAAGUCAUACCACAGAUUCUCAAUUGGAUUGAGGUCUGGGCUUUGACUAGGCCAUUCCAAGACAUUUAAAUGUUUCCCCUUAAACCACUCAAGUAUUGCUUUAGCAGUAUGCUUAGUGUCAUUGUCCUGCUGGAAGGUGAACCUUCAAGAAUUUCCCUGUAUUUAGCGCCAUACAUCAUUCCUUCAAUUUUGACCAGUUUUCCAGCCCCUGCCAAUUGGAAAAACAUCCCCACAGCAUGAUGCUGCCACCACCAUGCUUCACUGUGGGUAUGGUGUUCUCGGGGUGAUGAGAGGUGUUGGGUUUGCGCCAGACAUAGCGUUGUCCUUGAUGGCCAAAAAGCUCAAUUUUAGUUUCAUCUGACCAGAGUACCUUCUUCCAUAUGUUUGGGGUGUCUCCCACAUGCCUUUUGGCAAACACCCAAACAUGUUUGCUUAUUUUUUUCUUUAAGCAAUGGCUUUUUUCUGGCCACUCUUCCGUAAAGCCCAGCUCUGUGGAGUGUACGGCUUAAAGUGGUGCUAUGGACAGAUACGCCAAUCUCCGCUGUGGAGCUUUGCAACUCCUUCAGGGUUAUCUUUGGUCUCUUUGUUGCCUCUCUGAUUAAUGCCCUCCUUGCCUGGUCUGUGAGUUUUGGUGGACGGCCCUCUCUUGGCAGGUUUGUUGUGGUGCUAUAUUUUUUUAUAACCCAACCCUGAUCUGUACUUCUCCACAACUUUGUCCCUGACCUGUUUGGAGAGCUUCUUGGUCUUCAUGGUGCCGCUUGCUUGGUGGUGCCCCUUGCUUAGUGGUGUCGCAGACUCUGGUGCCUUUCAGAACGUGUGUGUGUGUGUAUAUAUAUACAGUGGGGAGAACAAGUAUUUGAUACACUGCCGAUUCUGCAGGUUUUCCUACUUACAAAGCAUGUAGAGGUCUGUAAUUUUUAUCAUAGGUACACUUCAACUGUGAGAGACGGAAUCUAAAACAAAAAUCUAGAAAAUCACAUUGUAUGAUUUUUAAGUAAUUAAUUAGCAUUUUAUUGCAUGACAUAAGUAUUUGAUACAUCACAAAAGCAGAACUUUAUAUUUGGUACAGAAACCUUUGUUUGCAAUUACAGAGAUCAUACGUUUCCUGUAGGUCUUGACCAGGUUUGCACACACUGCAGCAGGGAUUUUGGCCCACUCGUCCAUACAGACCUUCUCCAGAUCCUUCAGGUUUCAGGGCUGUCGCUGGGCAAUACAGACUUUCAGCUCCCUCCAAAGAUUUUCUAUUGGGUUCAGGUCUGGAGACUGGCUAGGCCACUCCAGGACCUUGAGAUGCUUCUUACGGAGCCACUCCUUAGUUGCCCUGGCUGUGUGUUUCGGGUCGUUGUCAUGCUGGAAGACCCAGCCACGACCCAUCUUCAAUGCUCUUACUGAGGGAAGGAGGUUGUUGGUCAAGAUCUCGUGAUACAUGGCCUCAUCCAUCCUCCCCUCAAUACGGUGCAGUCGUCCUGUCCCCUUUGCAGAAAAGCAUCCCCAAAGAAUGAUGUUUCCACCUCCAUGCUUCAUGGUUGGGAUGGUGUUCUUGGGGUAGUACUCAUCCUUCUUUUUCCUCCAAACACGGCGAGUGGAGUUUAGACCAAAAAGCUCUGUUUUUGUCUCAUCAGACCACAUGACCUUCUCCCAUUCCAGAUGGUCAUUGGCAAACUUCAGACGGGCCUGGACAUGCGCUGGCUUGAGCAGGGGGACCUUGCGUGCGCUGCAGGAUUUUAAUCCACGACGGCGUAGUGUUACACUAAUGGUUUUCUUUGAGACUGUGGUCCCAGCUCUCUUCAGGUCAUUGACCAGGUCCUGCCGUGUAGUUCUGGGCUGAUCCCUCACCUUCCUCAUGAUCAUUGAUGACCCACGAGGUGAGAUCUUGCAUGUAGCCCCAGACCGAGGCUGAUUGACCAUCAUCUUGAACUUCUUCCAUUUUCUAAUAAUUGCGCCAACAAUUGUUGCCUUCUCACCAAGCUGCUUGCCUAUUGUCCUGUAGCCCAUCCCAGCCUUGUACAGGUCUACAAUUUUAUCCCUGAUGUCCUUACACAGCUCUCUGGUCUUGGCCAUUGUGGAGAGGUUGGAGUCUGUUUGAUUGAGUGUGUGGACAGGUGUCUUUUAUACAGGUAACGAGUUCAAACAGGUGCAGUUAAUACAGAUAAUGAGUGGAGAACAGGAGGGCUUCUUAAAGAAAAACUAACAGGUCUGUGAGAGCCGGAAUUCUUACUGGUUGGUAGGUGAUCAAAUACUUAUGUCAUGCAAUAAAAUGCAAAAUAAGUACUUAAAAAUCAUACAAUGUGAUUUUCUGGAUUUUUGUUUUAGAUUCCGUCUCUCACAGUUGAAGUGUACCUAUGAUAAAAAUUACAGACCUCUACAUGCUUUGUAAGUAGGAAAACCUGCAAAAUCGGCAGUGUAUCAAAUACUUGUUCUCCCCACUGUAUAUAUACUGAGAUCAUGUGACACUUAGAUUGCACACAGGUGGACUUUAUUUAACUAAUUAUGUGACUUCCGAAGGAAUUGGUUGCACCAGAUCUUAUUUAGGGGCUUCAUAGCAAAGGGGGUUAAUACAUAUGCACGCACCACUUUUCCGUAUUUUAAUUUUUUUUUUUUGAAUUUCACUUCACCAAUUUGGACUAUUUUGUGUAUGUCCAUUACAUGAAAUCCAAAUUACAGGUUGUAAUGCAACAAAAUAGGAAAAACGCCAAGGGGCAGAGAUCCUAUUCAAUUAAGUUCUAAUAUGUGAUUCUAUGCCAGUACCCACCUCACGUCCAUCGAAAAAGCCCAUCUGUCUACAGCACUGCCCGUUAAAGUUCUUCAGUAGAAAAAAGGAAGGGAAGCGUUGCUACUCUAUAGUAGGCCUUUGUAGCUUUUUGGCAAAGGGGUUAAUUGGUUCUAAAAAAGCACCAAGGCACUCUUCUUCAUAUUUUAAUUAUAUAAUAAAUGCCAUGGUCCUCCUUGUUUUUAUUUUAUGUUUCUCAACUUUUUUGUACCAGGGACGGACAAGCUAAGGAUCUUUCUGUACCACAAGCACUCAGCCCUCCUAUCCUCAUCUCUCCUAAAUGUGAUCCCCCCCGUGUGCGUGUGUGUGCAUUAUUGUGCAGGCACGUCAGCCUAAUCGAGAUGGAUUAACAGCACUCAGUGCCAGAGUGGCCUCUCUCCAGCACUUCAUAUUUAUCAAAUUAACCAUUCAGAUUCCUCUCCUCUCAUUGUAUUGGCCUUUUUCAAUUAUUUACAGAAGGAAUGAAUAUUAAGUUCAUAUCAAACGCGUUCGCAGUGCAGGAACAGAGCUGACAAAUAAAGUAAGGGACUAAUUUGCUUUCCGUUAAUGGAGUAUUAUUUCUGAGCAAUUGAAAGAGAUGGGAACUUCAAAGAGUAUUUGGCUACGUCAAACACCCCUCAUCCACCCGGUAGAGCGGGAAAUGGGAGAGAAGAGGGAGAGAAGGGAGAGCGAUGGUGAGAGAAAGGUUUAAGGAGAAUCUCUCAUGUGAAGUCAAGCCCACAUCAAGUGCUUAAUGGAAUAGAAAUGUGCCUUGUUUAGUUAUUCAAUCAGGGUUUCUCAACCUUUUUUUUUGCCAAUGCCGCCUUUGCCUAUUAAAUUAAUGGCGAGAUAUCAAGGAGAGGUUUAUGAAUGGCUUUUGGGGUUUGGUAUUUGGGGAAUGAAUGGGUGAGGCAUUUUAUCGCCCUUCUGUCUUCCUCCUCGCCAUAUGAUGAGUGAAGGGUAAAAGGUUGACUGUGUCUGUCUGUAAAAGAGAAAAGCAGGAAAGCACCAUUUAAUGGAUGGGAGCCUUUAUCUUAGCGAUGCUGAAUCAUUUAGUGUUGUGGGCGGCGGCCGCACGGCGGGAUGUUUUGAAAACGGACAGUGAAAUAUUAAUGAAGGUUAACCCUGAGGGGUAGAGGAGAGAUGAAUCACAGCGUUAAGUCCUACAGAGAAUCGAACACCCCUCCUCCUUACCCCCCCCUCCAAAAUAUAACAUCCUUCAUCUCCCAUUAAGAGCAUGAUCUCUCCUUAUACUCCUCCUUUCUCUCCUGCUGCCUCAUCUUUGAUGCCCUGCUAAGCUGCCACUUAUAUCUCCAUCCCUCCACCCCCUCCUUCUCUCCAUCCUCCCCUCCAUCACCCAGCACAGCCCUCCCUCUGUACUGUUAAUGCAAGGCUGAGCCAGGGUUAGAGAGGUGUCUCUUUACGCCUACAGGCUACUCCUCACCCCUCUGUCAGCAGGGUAGGGGAACAGGGGUGUAGGGUGUCUGUCUAAUGGGGCCAGAGAGGAGCUGUGGUCUGGGCUCAACCACCUUGUUGUCUCUGUCUCUCUGUCAUCAAGGCCUCACUGUCACUGUGCAUAACUCCUGUGUUUCCAGUAGAGUUGAUCUCCCUUCUAUCUGCCUCAUAGUGAGAGGUGCUGAGCUCACACCUAUGGCUGUCUAUCUGUCACCCUCUUACAUCCAUCCUGUAUUCCCUGGAGUACUUGUUGUGCCAAAUCGUGUUCGGUUUUCUGAGGAGUCUUGAUGACGUCUGUAGAAAUGUAGAUUAUGGAGUGUAUAGUUAGUUUGCGGAAAAAUGUAAUGACACUGAACUUCGGUCAGUCUCUGGCAGUGUAGGCCAAGGCAACCCUCUAAAUUUAGCCACAGAUCUGUUGGAACCUGAAAUACCCUCCAGGGUUUCAUAUCAUAACUCCAUCUCCAUUACACAUUACAGAGCUGCUUGCAGGGUAUCAAUGUUUGAUAUUCUUUGGGAUUCUCUGCAGCGUACACUCCUCUCCUCUGUGCAGUGUGAUUCCUGAGGGUAGCUUCUUCUUUGAAUGGUAGUCUGACUGUGACCCCCCCUCUCUGUCUUAUCUGCUAGGUGGGACGAGUGUACCCACAGGCAGUCUACUUCCCCAUCCGCACCCUCUACCUGACGCUCAAGAUAGAGCAGAGGGAACGCUACAAGAGCGGUAAGUCAUGUGUGCGUGCGGUUUUCACCACGGUUUGAACAUGUUAUGUCCCCUUUGGACACGAAGGGUAUGACUAUGUUUGAAAGCGGCGCUACUGUUGAGGAGGGUAUUUAUGUAUUCACCUUGUAGAUACAGGAGUGUUCGAGCUCACUGUCUUCUUAAAAGAAAAGCCAUUAUCUAACAAAUGUAUGACUUUGUUUUUGCAGUGCUUUUUAGAACUCAUCAAUGUCUCUGUGUCGGUCUUCACCUCUAUCACCUUUUCUUCUCUUAUCUACUCUCUAUCCUUCCUUUUCUCUCUACUCAUCUUUCUCACAUCGCUACCCAUCAAUUCCCUCUCCACUGUCUUCACACCCCUUUUCUUUUCUCCCCUCGUUUUUCUCUCUCCCCACCUCUUCCACCUCUACUCUCUAGACUCGGGCCAGCAGCAGCCCAGUUCUGUGGGGGCCCAGACCACUCGGCAUCUGACCCGGGCCCCAUCAGGGCCACGGCCCCUAUGUGGCGCUGCAGCAGGAUCAUGCACAUGCAGAGAGAGCUGCACCCCACCCUGCUCUCCUCUCUGGAGGGCAUUGUGGACCAGAUGGUCUGGUUCAGGGAGAACUGGCAUGAAGAGGUGAGGCAGGGGCACCUGGUCUCCUGGGAUGGUGGGGAGGGGGUGGAGAGGUGUGUGUGUGUGUGUGUGUGUGUGUGUGUGUGUGUGUGUGUGUGUGAGAGAGAGAGAGAGAGAGAGAGCCACAAAGUAACCCUGGCAUGGCAUAGCCAUAGUCCGUUGCCAUAGUCCGUUGCUCCUCUCUACCUGAGUAGUCUGAAGCUCUGUUGAAGGAAGAGCUCUGUCAUGUUUCUGACUUGAUGAAGAUGAGCGGUGAGCUUACAGAACCUCCAACACAGUGAGCUUACAGAUUUGGAAAAUGGAAAUUACUGUCAGUGAAUGCAACAUUUACACAGAGGUUAAACUUUUUUUGUUGCAUAUUUUCUGAAACACUUUCUGCAACCUCCUCUGGAAUCACUCACUCAUCUAUAACACUAUAUCCUACCCCUGUGUAGAAAUGUCAGUCAAGGUGUCAAUAAACUUGGAGAGAGCUGACAUAACACAAGCUUCCAAAUGGAACUCGGCGGUGCUGCAAAGUGCUUUAGCCAUGCUGGGUGGAAGAGGGGGGGGGGUAUUGUGUGCACUCGAGGGGCUCACAGAAGCAGCUGUGGGCUCAGCGCUGCAGUCCGUUCCAUUGGUUAGACCGGGACAGAGGAACACUGUUUGGUUAGACCGGGACAGAGGAACACUGUUAAUACCCCCCCCCCCCCCCCCCCCCCCCCCCCCCCCCCCGUGGGAACAACCUCACCUGGAUGCACCUGCCUGUGGAGAGGAGUUUGCAGUGGGGGGAACUAUUGGAAAGGGAGGGUGGGUUGGCGGAUUAGGGGAGUAUGGUGAGACUGUGGGGCAGCAUAGCUUGCUCACUUUCUUAGCAUUCUGAGGGUCACAAACAGUGUAAUAUACAUUUUCAUGAUCAAUAUCUUCCUCCCUCCCUUUUUCCCCUUACCCCCCCCCUUCCCCUUCAGGUCCUGAGACAGCUCCAGCAGGGUCUGUUUAAGUGCUACUCUGUGGCAUUCGAGAAGAGCGGUGCUGUGUCGGACGCCAAGAUCACACCGCACACGCUGAACUUUGUCAAGAAGCUGGUGAGCACGUUUGGCGUGGGGCUGGAGAACGUCUCCAAUGUUUCCACCAUGUUCUCCAGCGCGGCGUCCGAAUCGCUUGCUCGCCGAGCCCAGGCCACCGCUCAGGACCCAGUCUUCCAGAAGAUGAAGGGACAGUUCACCACAGGUACGCUCUGCUCUAACCUCCAUCUAGUUUAUUGUCGGUUCUGCUAUGUUCAUUAUUAAUUUCCCUGUUGUUGAUGUACUCUUUUUUUUGGGGGGGGGGGUAGAAAUAUAACUCACUUUUGGAAUCUGACCAAAAGUGUAGACCCAUAGGAGUCAUGGGGUAAAUCUCAAAUCACACCCUAUUCCUUAUGCAGUGCUCUGCGUCAUUCCAGCCGUAGCCAGACGUAGCCAAUCUGUGUGCAUCAGCAGGCAAGGGUUAUUUUUCACCAGGCAGAAACAGAACAGUGGUGUUCCGGAACGUAAUUGGAGCUUCUGAACCAGAUGAUUUGAUUUAAUGGAGGGCUGACGUGUGUAUGUCCACGUGUGUGCCAGUGUGUGUGUGUGUGUGUGUGUGUGUUUGCUGGGCUGUUUUGGGGUGUUGAUUACAUAGGCAUUACACAGCUCUGCUAAUCCAACCCACUGACUUACCCUCCAGGCCUGUUUAGUGAUCAUUUGGGUACAUACAGGCACAGCAUGUGGAGAAGAACAAAACAGUGCUUACUGGUCCUGGAGCUCCAAGGAGAGUUGGCAUUUGAACUGAAGGGUGUUUAAUAGCUGUAAGAGAAACUGUUGACUGUUGAUCAACUGCAGACAUCUUGUAUUAUUGUGGCCUUUGUAUUUGACCUCAGCAACUGUUGUAACUAAAAUCAUCAGCCUACCACAUGCUGCUUUCAUAACAAUACCUUGGGAACAGUUAUGCGGAAGUUAAAUUGAAUCAUGAAGUGAUCCGUUUAUCUUUCGUAUGGAUGUGUUUGUGCAUGUUAGUCAGCGACCCAUGAGACCCUCAUCCUCCUGAGUAUUUAUUUAUAUUCUACUCAGGAAUGCAACAGACAGACAGGUGCAGACUGGCCCUCGUAGAGACAUUUCUAAAAACCGAAUUCUUCUAUUUUGGAAAUGAACAGCCAGGCUUAACCACAGUUCAGUUUUCUGGCCACUGGUUUAAACUAGGAAUGUCUGCUUCAACCUCCAACUCCUUCCCUGUGUCCACAUAACUCUCUCUCCUCUCCUCUCGCUCUCUUCUCAACGCUGUAUGACUGAGUACACACACAGAGCUGCCCAUUCCCUGUCCUCCUACACACACAGGCACUCCUCAUCUCUCCUCCCUCUGUUCCCCCUCUUUUACACUUCUGUUUUCCCCUCCACCAGACUGGAGAGAGGCUAGCUGAGCUAAUGUGUCUGGCUACGGUACUGCAUGUUGACUGGGCAGUGAGAGUGAGAGAGGGCCAGAGAAUGGCGAGCGAGAGAAUGAAAGCUAAUUGAGGAAUGGCGUGGGAGAAAUGAGGAACACUAGAGCCUGUGAGAGAAUGAGUGAGAUGGAAACCGACAGAGGGAGAGAAGGGGAGCGUGUGGCAUUCAUGUUACCAGAUGUGUGGGUACUGGGUGCCAGCUGUGUUGGCUCGGCCAGGCAUCACCGGAGCUCCGGCUCACAGGGUGCCUGCCUGGCGACCAGCCGUCGCUCUCCAGCUGUGCCCACGCCAACCGAGCUCUGCGGAGAAGCCCGACAAGCCUCCGGAGCAGAACAAACAGGGUUUACAGCCCCGCAUUUCUGCUGCUGCCGAGCAGCCAACCACGUUACCCUGGGUUUGUGGGCCGGAAAAUCUGCGUUUUUAUGCACACACACAACAUUUGUCAGAAGGGACUGGGAGGAGAGGGGGGAGGCAUUCAAAUCCAAUUAUGGGGAAUGCUCUUUGCACAAGUUAUUGUUUUAUAACUGGAUCCACUCCAAAGCUCUCUGCUUGUCAGAAGAACCCUGGAAAAAAUAUUUUUUAUAACUUCACUGUUCAGAGCAGCCAUCAUCACAUGUUUUCAGAUGGAAUAUUUUCACCUGUCUUUGUCGGACUUUCAAAAACUACAGUACAUUGGCCACAUGGCAUGUGAACGCUCUUUUGGGUUUUUCAAACAAUUUUCACACAUUGAAAUAAACUGUUCUUUAAAAAUUACAUUUUACUUGGCUAUGAGAAACAUGCUGAAAUGAUUUUGUCUGAUGGGUUGUGCACAUCAACAUACAUGAAUCAGUCUCUGUGCACUGAAUCUACCUGACUCUCAGCACAUGUUCUAUUUUUAUCAAUAACAAAUAUAGCAGUUCAACACACAAUCACCCCAGUAGCCUUCUGCACCACUGCUGUUGUUGUGUAAGACUGAAUGGCUCUGAGGUCCAGUCAGCCAACCAGUGGCCAUCCAGCUGUUACAUCUAUAGCUGAACAAACCACUGAGUUUAACUCACCUAAGACUUCCUGCUGCUGCGAGAAAAUAGUCUAGGGGCUAUUUAUAGAGACGGACCACUGAACACUGUGGUUCUCUGGUCAUGAGGGAGAGGGGGGGUGGAGGGCAGAUAGAGAGGGGUCUGAGAGCGCGCAGAGAGGGGUCUGAGAGCGCGCAGAGAGGGGUCUGAGAGCGCGCAGAGAGGGGUCUGAGAGCGCGCAGAGAGGGGUCUGAGAGCGCGCAGAGAGGGGUCUGAGAGCGAGGCCGAAAGAGGGAGAGGGCAGUGAAAGAGGGAGAGAGCAGUGAAAGAGGGAGAGUUACAUGCCUCCUAGUGUUCCAGUCUCAGGUCAGGGAGCAGGUAUUUGUAGCUGUUUUUAGGAGACUAUGGAUCAGAGAACAGGGGGCUUGUUGUUCACAGCAGCAUGAGAUGACUGAUCAGCGGUCAGAGAAAAAAGGAGCUAAAAUAGCCCCCCUCCUUACUUCUGCUCUGACUCAGUUUCCACUAUAUGGCCAAGCUCCAAUGUCAAAAUUGGUUAUAUUUUCAGCUGUCCUCUUAUUUCCUGUUUCCUCUUCUUACGUACCUUUUACAUCACAGAAUAAUCCAGACAGUAAUGAAAAUGAUCUUGUUAAAAAAAGACAGCCACAGUUCAUGUAUUCUAUUUGUAGGUUAUAUAUACUUUUAUGCCGCUGAAUCAUUGGCAAUUCAACAAGACUAGCCUAAUUCUAAUUCAGUCUCCCCUAGGCUAGCAAACAGCAGGCAGGUAAAAUGGAUGCCAUGAAGGAACAUUGGAUUUAAAAAAAAUGUUUAUUUAGAGUGUAAGAGUUCACUCAGAAGGGGUUUGAAAUGGCAAGGCCUUUCAUUCUCUGAUACACUUUCAUGGUUUCAUUACAACAAGCAGAGCACAACAGCCUUGUGAUAAUGGAGCAGGUUUCUACCUGCUUGAUAAAGAUGUCCUGGGGGCAUCACCGUGGCUCCCUUUCUGCUUGCACCUUUUGUUAUAUCAUUCCCUCCCAAGAAUAUGCACAAUGUCAGUUGUGACUUGAAUAUGAAAUGUAACUCCUUUUCUUGUGAGAGGGACUUGUGAUUAUAUCAGUAGACUAGCUCCAUGGGGGACUGGGUGGAAAACGUACAGCACUUUGGUUGAUAUGGCAACAAAGAGCUUGUUUCUGCCUCUUACUCAUUGGUUAUUUUCAGUCUCAGCUUUGCUCUCAUUGGUCAUUUCUCUUAUUACCUCAGAGGACCGCUGUGGUCCUCUGUAGCUCAAUUGGUAGAGCAUGGCGCUUGUAACGCCAGGGUAGUGGGUUCGAUCCCCGGGACCACCCAUACGUAAAAAUGUUUGCGCACAUGACUAAGUCGCUUUGGAUAAAAGCGUCUGCUAAAUGGCAUAUUAUUAUUAUUAUAUCCAUCCAUAGAAACCUAACCAUUUUGUUUUCUCUUUGACCCUUAAUAGACAAUAAACCAUUUGAACCCAAACUUUGAGUUUCAUGGUUGUCAGUAUAGGCUUUGUUGGCUUCCUUCGAACAGGCCGUCUAACUCCACUUAAUAGCCUCAUAUUGGUUAUCAACCCCUUUCUGUCUCUCUGUCCCCAUGCAGACUUUGACUUCAGCGUGCCUGGCUCCAUGAAGCUCCACAACCUGAUCUCCAAGCUGAAGAAGUGGAUCAAGAUCCUGGAGGCCAAGACCAAGCAGCUGCCCAAGUUCUUCCUGAUCGAGGAGAAGUGCCGCUUCCUCAGCAACUUCUCAGCCCAGACCGCCGAGGUGGAGAUCCCUGGGGAGUUCCUCAUGCCCAAACCCACGCACUAUUACAUCAAGAUCGCACGGUGAGGAGGAUACACGUAUGGAGAGCACACACACAAGUCUUGUUACGCUGCCAUUACCUCCAGGUAGUAACAGCGUGUGUGUGUCUGUUUCCUCCAGGUAAUAACAGCGUGUGUGUGUUUCCUCCAGGUUCAUGCCCAGAGUGGAGAUAGUCCAGAAACACAACACAGCAGCACGGCGUCUCUACAUCAGAGGUCACAACGGGAAGAUCUACCCCUACCUGGUGAUGAACGAUGCCUGUCUGACUGAGUCCCGCAGGGAGGAGAGGGUCCUACAGCUACUGAGGCUGCUCAACCCCUGUCUGGAGAAGAGGAAGGAGACCACCAAGAGACACCUCUUCUUUACUGGUAUGACACACACUGGGCUAGCUCUCUUUGUCUGUCUAUCUAGCGCUCCCUCUCUUCCCACUGUCUCUAGUCUCUCAUAGACCACUAAGACACCUAUUAUUCCUGAGGCAACACACUGGGCUAUUGCUUUACGUCUGUCUGUCUCUCUUUCCCUUUUCUCUCUGUCUGACUCUACUCUUUCAUAUAUCACUCUAUAGCUCUGUCUGGGCUAUCUGUUUCUCUCUCAUUUUCCCUCCUGUCAAGUCAGUCUUUUGACAGGCAGUCUAAAAUCUCCUCUCUCUGUGUAUCUUGGGCUCUGAACCCAGGAAUAGAGAAUUCAAUGAGAGAGUAGAAAUGUCAAGUGUAGCUCAGUCUAAACUGUUUUUCCAAGGGCAUGUCUAUAUAGUCCGAUAAGGCAGGCGGUUGAUGUUUAAAUCCUAGCAACCUCUUUAACUGUACUGUAUAUGCGGCUUUCUUUAAAGAAAAAUAUGGCAAAGGAGAGGAGAAAGGAAUGAGAGAAAUUAAAUUGAGGGGAAUUGUCGACGUGUCAGGGCAGAGAGUCAGUCAGUCAGUGAGUGAAUGAAAUAAGAUGCAAUGUUAUGCACAUGGGAGGCUGGCUGGGAGAUUGAAUCUGAAUUGCCUUUCUGUGAUUGAUUUAUCAGUAUUGUGGUGAACCACUUCCAGGGCAGAGGUCAAGGGCAUCCUCAUGGGGGGCUACAUUGUUCUGGUCUAACGACCAAAAGAAGUGCAUUUCAAAAUAGAAUAAAAGAGGGCUCAUGUCUUUCCUAUGAUCUGCUCUGAUGUAAAGAGAUGGGCUAUACAUUAGAUAGAUUGGAUAGAGAUUAGAGAGAGAUGGGAUAUACACUGACUGUAAAAAAACAUUAGGGAGUUGCACCCCCCCUUUUGCCUUCAGAACAGCCUCAAUUCAUCGGGGCAUGGACUCUACAAGGUGUUCGAAAGCGUUCCGCAGGGAUGCUGGCCCAUGUUGACUCCAAUGCUUCCCACAGUUGUGUCAAGUUGGCUGGAUGUCCUUUGGGUGGUGGACCAUUCUUGAUACACACGGGAAACUGUUGAGCGUGAAAAACCCAGCAGCGUUGCAGUUCUUGACACACUCAAACUGGUGCGCCUGGCACGUACUACCAUACCCCGUUCAAAGGCACUUAACUCUUUUGUUUUGCCCAUUCACCCUCUGAAUGCCACACAUACACAAUCCAUGUCUCAAUUGUCUCUAGGCUUAAAAAUCCUUCUUGAACCGGUCUCCUCCCCUUCAUCUACACUGAUUGAAGUGUAUUUAACAAGUGACAUCAAUAAGGGAUCAUAGCUUUCACCUGGAUUCACCCGGUCAGUCCAUGUCAUGGAAAGAUCAGGUGUUCUAAAUGUUUUGUAUACUCAGUGUAGAUUACAUUUACAUUUUAGUCAUUUAGCAGACGCUCUUAUCCAGAGCGACUUACAGUUAGUGAGUGCAUACAUAUUUUUUUAAUACUGGAAUCGAACCCACAACCCUGGCGUUGCAAACGCCAUGCUCUACCAACUGAGCUACAUCCCUGCCGGCCAUUCCCUCCCCUACCCUGGACGACACUGGGCCAAUUGUGCGCCGCCCCAUGGGUCUCCCGGUCGCGGCCGGCUACGACAGAGCCUGGAUUCGAACCAGGAUCUCUAGUGGCACAGCUAGCACUGCGAUGCAGUGCCUUAGACCACUGCGCCACUCGGGAGGACAGAUUAGAGAGCGAUGGGAUAUAGAUUGGAGAGAGAUGGGGAUGAAAGCAUUGACAGAAGCAUACUGAUGAGCAUGUCAUUGUGAUGUGCGUCCCUCAGUUACAUGACCUGGUAUCCGUGGAGACCAGAGGAAGGUGAGGGGUCAGAAUGUCACCCAGGGAAAAUUGGCCUGUGACAUCGCUAUGUACUCAGACUGAUUACUACCCUGUUGGCAUCCUCCUCUCUCUCUCUUGCUUUCUCUUUCUCUCUCUUCUUUAUACAAUAUCUUUGUAUAUACAAUUUCCUUUCCUGUCCUCACCAAGAGUUGUCCUUCCACCCAGAUGUUUGCCCACUCUCCCUCUCAGCGACUGAUUGGGUUGUUUUUAAGAGGGAAUAUGGACUUCUGUGGUCCCUCUACUCAUUCCCUCUAAGUAAAAUGGUAGUGUUCAGUUGGUGGUUUGCCAUGUUAUGUAAAUGUUUACAUGGCUCUGAUUAUAUGCCAGGUGCUGUCCUCUUUGAACCUCUUCAACUCUAGUGUUACAUUUGGCCCACAGGAGCACUAAACCUCUUGUAUUGUAUUGAGAAAUCUUAGGUUAGGCUAGAUGUGUAGACCGGUUGUGCAAUGUUGGGUGUAAUAGUUUACUUUACACAGUGUAUUAAAAUGAAGAUGGCUUGUUUUGCCUUGGAAAAUGUAGGUGUAGAUGUUUAGUAUUGCAAUGUUGUUGUAUUGAGGUGGCUUACUCUACCGCCCUUCUCUCCCUCCCUCCCUCCCUCCCUCGUCCUCCAAGGUUAGGUUGUAUACAGUGUAUUGAGGUGUGUAAUCAGUUUACCAUGUUAUUAAAUUGUGCUCACUCUCUCCCCCUUCCUCCCUCCAUCCUAUCUCUCCAGUCCCCAGGGUGGUAGCUGUGUCUCCUCAGAUGCGUCUGGUAGAGGACAACCCAUCGUCUCUGUCUCUGGUGGAGAUCUAUAAACAACGCUGUGCCAAGAAAGGCAUUGAGCACGACAACCCCAUCUCACGCUACUAUGACCGUCUAGCUACUGUACAGGCUAGAGGCACACAGGCCAGCCACCAGGUACUGGAACAUAAACAUGGACACACACAAACACACUGGUGCACACACAACGACCGCCUGGCUAUAGUACAGUCCAGGGGCACACUGGCCAGCCACCAGGUACUUACUGGAACACACACUCCUACUCUAAACCCCUGUCCCCACCAGGUGCUGCGUGACAUUCUGAAGGAGGUUCAGGGGAACAUGGUACCUCGCAGCAUGCUGAGGGAGUGGGCGUUACACACCUUCCCCAACGCUACAGACUACUGGACCUUCAGAAAGAUGUUCACCAUCCAGCUGUCUCUCAUCGGCCUGGCUGAAUUCAUGUUACACCUCAACCGCCUCAACCCUGAGAUGCUGCAGAUAGCACAGGUAGGGGGAGAGAGAGGGACGCCCAUGCACGCACACACCUGGACAUACACACACACACAGAGACGCGUGCAUGCACACACACACACUCUAGGGCUGAGCGAUAUGGUCAAAAUAUACACUGCUCAAAAAAAUAAAGGGAACACUUAAACAACACAAUGUAACUCCAAGUCAAUCACACUUCUGUGAAAUCAAACUGUCCACUUAGGAAGCAACACUGAUUGACAAUACAUUUCACAUGCUGUUGUGCAAAUGGAAUAGACAACAGACCACUUCUCAGUUCCUAUGCUUCCUGGCUGAUGUUUUGGUCACUUUUAAAUGCUGUCGGUGCUUUCACUCUAGUGGUAGCAUGAGACGGAGUCUACAACCCACACAAGUGGCUCAGGUAGUGCAGCUCAUCCAGGAUGGCACAUCAAUGCGAGCAAGAAGGUUUGUUGUGUCUGUCAGCGUAGUGUCCAGAGCAUGGAGGCGCUACCAGGAGACAGGCCAGUACAUCAGGAGACGUGGAGGAGGCCGUAGGAGGGCAACAACCCAGCAGCAGGACCGCUACCUCCGCCUUUGUGCAAGGAGGAGCACUGCCAGAGCCCUGCAAAAUGACCUCCAGCAGGCCACAAAUGUGCAUGUCUGCUCAAACGGUCAGAAACAGACUCCAUGAGGGUGGUAUGAGGGUCCGACGUCCACAGGUGGGGGUUGUGCUUACAGCCCAACACCGUGCAGGACGUUUGGCAUUUGCCAGAGAACACCAAGAUUGGCAAAUUCGCCACUGGCGCCCUGUGCUCUUCACAGAUGAAAGCAGGUUCACACUGAGCACAUGUGACAGACGUGACAGAGUCUGGAGACGCCGUGGAGAACGUUCUGCUGCCUGCAACAUCCUCCAGCAUGACCGGUUUGGCGGUGGGUCAGUCAUGGUGUGGGGUGGCAUUUCUUUGGGGGGCAGCACAGACGGGUUGUUCGCACCUCCAUGUGCUCGCCAGAGGUAGCCUGACUGCCAUUAGGUACCGAGAUGAGAUCCUCAGACCCCUUGUGAGACCAUAUGCUGGUGCGGUUGGCCCUGGGUUCCUCCUAAUGCAAGACAAUGCUAGACCUCAUGUGGCUGGAGUGUGUCAACAGUUCCUGCAAGAGGAAGGCAUUGAUGCUAUGGACUGGCCCGCCCGUUCCCCAGACCUGAAUCCAAUUGAGCACAUCUGGGACAUCAUGUCUCGCUCCAUCCACCAACGCCACGUUGCACCACAGACUGUCCAGGAGUUGGCGGAUGCUUUAGUCCAGGUCUGGGAGGAGAUCCCUCAGGAGACCAUCCGCCACCUCAUCAGGAGCAUGCCCAGGCGUUGUAGGGAGGCCAUACAGGCACGUGGAGGCCACACACACUACUGAGCCUCAUUUUGACUUGUUUUAAGGACAUUACAUCAAAGUUGGAUCAGCCUGUAGUGUGGUUUUCCACUUUAGUUUUGAGGGUGACUCCAAAUCCAGAUCUCCAUGGGUUGAUAAAUUUGAUUUCCAUUGAUAAUUUUUGUGAUUUUGUUGUCAGCACAUUCAACUAUGUAAAGAAAAAAGUAUUUAAUAAGAUUAUUUCAUUCAUUCAGAACUAGGAUGUGUUGUUUAAGUGUUCCCUUUAUUUUUUGAGCAGUGUAAUAUCACAAUGUAUUUUAUAUGGUAAGGUUUUUGAAUAAUAAAAGUUCUAAAUAUGCUUUAUGAUAAGUGAUUCCAAUGGGGCUUUCUCCAUUGUGAUCUGAUUUGUUCAAGCCAACUUCAAACAACAAUAAUUUAUCAAUUUCUGCAUUUCCUGCAUUUUUGUUAUCAUUUCCACACUGUGCCACUCCGGGCUGCAUGAUAUGGGCAAAAAACCUAGGCCUAAUUAAUUGGUGAACUGUUGAAAUCAUGGAAAUAGAAUGAUUAUUCUAAUUCUAUAGUUGGAAUAUAGUAGGCAGCACCUUGAAUACAUUGUUUGACAUGACAAUGAAUGAAUAAGCCAGGGAGGAAUUAUUGACAGGGUAGGAAACAAAGUGUUGGUCAGUGUUUCCAGGGGACCCUAAUUAGAUGUUACAUUAUAUGUUUUCUUAACUCAUGUAGCUAGCUAACAUGUAUUCAUGCUUUGCCUAGUCCUCUCUGUUUUAGAAGAUACCGUGAUAGAGCAACUGCUCUCUCCUUGAGUGACGGGGGCCAGGGCUUGGCAUGCAGCAGGAGAUUGAGAAAAACUACUCGAGUAGCAAACGGCGUUAACUAAUUUAUAAAAAUGGACAUUACAUUCGCCGGAGUUGUGUAUCACUUUUAACAAACCAAACAUUGAAAUACCGUUAUAGAAGGUAAAGUAAAAACCGAAACUGGUCCGUGCAUUAAUCCCGGUAUGUAGUACAAUAUGGUUUACCACCUAACACUAACACACACAGAUAAACGCAUACUCAUACUCAUAAACGCGUGCGCACACACACACACACACACACACACACACCGCCUCUGCACCUAACCCAGCCAAGGACACAUGGCUAAGGGAAUUUGAAGCAGUCUGUCAAAGAAAGAGGAUUCAUGUCAAGGAGACUAAUUCAAUAUGGAGAUGUUCCUCCUAGACCCCUAGAUUCAUUAGAGAUGAGCAUCACUGACUGGUAAUAUGCAUUACUUCCUCCCCUCUAUGACAUCAAUGCAGCCCUGUCAGUCAGUGAGCCUCUAUGGGACGAUGCUGUUUUGACAGUCAGUCUUAUUCCGACUCUUUGCUCUGCUAUCAGAGACCAUUCAAUAUAAAGAGCCAGAGAGAGUGUGUGUGUGUGUGUGUGUGUCGCACCAGAUCAGUUGGAUAUAUACGUGUGCGCGCUCCUUUCGGAGGGCAGAGAGUAUAUCUCUGAAAGUCAUUAUUAAAGAUGAUUGUGUGGAACAGACGGACAGCCUCCUCCUUUCCUCUCUCCUCCUCUAUGAUCCUAAUCUGUCUCUUCUGACAGGCGUUCCACUGGGCAGCUAAGCAGACGCAUUAAGCCCCCUCUCUGCCUGUUACACACCAUAGAUCCCAUUAGACACAGGCAGGAUUACACACACACGGGCGCAUGCAUGCACACAUGCACGCACACACUCACAUGAAGGACAUUACUGACACGCGUAACCCCUAGCCUCGCCCCAAUAAACACCCAAAUAACCCCAUAUGUUACCCCUAGAAUAGUAAACUUUUCUAAAAUAGUGCAUUGAGAGGCUUUGGCCUCUGCAUUGUAUGCCCCCAUCCUCAGAGAAUGUAUCUUAUGUCACCUCCCUCGUAUUGUGUUGACUCAGUCUAUUCAUACAGUGUCACAAUAGAGUAGCAGUCACCUGUUAAUGUGUUAUUAUUCAGGACACUGCCUCAGUCCGGAGCCAGAGGAGUUUCUCUCUGAGCCUGAGCUUAUCUGAGCCUCCUGGGGUCUAGCAUCUAACCCUGUUGGCUCAAGGCCGUAUCUUUGAGAGACUGAAAAAAACUCAAAUGAAAUGCUAUUGCCAUAAAGCUGUCAUAAGCACACUUACUUUCUCCCAUAAACAGCUUAUCUUCCCAGAAUGCUCUCUGCUCUUCAUACAUCAUAUUGGUCCCUCUUUACACAAACGCAGGCUUAAAGACAAAGUCCUGCUGUAUAUGCUUAACUCACCAGGGACAGAAAAAGAGGGAUAGAGGGAUUAUGGAUGUGCUUGGGGUGAUAUGUUGACGUUUUAUGGUGCUCUGUCUAUGGCAGAUCAAUAAAAUCAGCCAUUUUGUAGUUAAAAUACACACACACACACACACACUCUUUACUUGAAGGCAGCUGUAUCCUGUCCAUUGGUUAUAUACAGGAGUAACUGGUCCAUAGAGAAUACCUCAGGAGAAUGUUUAUAGAUGACUUGUCUUAGUGAUCAGACACGGUGGAAUCCUGACUGGAAUACACAGUGCAUUCGGAGAGUAUUCAGACCCCUUUACUUUUUCCUCAUUUUGUUACGUUACAGCCUUAUUCUAAAAUGGAUUAAAUAAUUUUUUCCCCUCACAUUACCCCAUAAUGACAAAGCAAAAACAGGUUUUUAGAAAAUGUAGCACAUUUAUUACAAAUAAAUUGAAAUAUCACAUUUACAUAAGUAUUCAGACCCUUUACUCAGUACUUUGUUGACGCACCUUUGGCAGCGAUUACAGCCUCGAGUCUCCUUGGAUUGACGCUACAAGCUUGGCACACCUGUAUUUGGGGAGUUUCUCCCAUUCUUCUCUGCAGAUCCUCUCAAGCUCUGUCAGGUUGGAUGGGGAGCGUCACUGCACAGCUAUUUUCAGGUCUCUCCAGAGAUGUUCGAUCGGGUUCAAGUCAGGGCUCUGGCUGGGCCACUCAAGGACAUUCAGAGACUUGUCCCGAAGCCACUCCUGCGUUGUCUUGGCUGUGUGAUUAGGGUCGAUGUCCUGUUGGAAGGUGAACCUUCGCCCCUGUCUGAGGUCCUGAGCGAUCUGGAGCAGGUUUUCAUCAAGGAUCUCUCUGUACUUUGCUCCGUUCAUCUUUCCCUCGAUCCUGAUUAGGCUCCCAGUCCCUGCCACUGAAAAAAAAAUCUAAAAACCUGUUUUUGCUUUGUCAUUAUGGGGUAUAGUUGUAGAUUGUUGAGAAAUGUUUUAAUACAUUUUAGAAUAAGGCUGUAACGUAACAAAAUGUGGAAACAGUCAAGGGGUUUGAAUACUUUCCACAUGCACUGUAUGAGGGAAUAUCAGGAAGGGCAGACACACACACUGAUCACACACAGACCUGAUCCUAACCGUUAUACUCCUCUCCUCCAACAGGACACGGGGAAGCUGAACGUGUCGUACUUCCGCUUCGACAUCAACGAUGCCACGGGUGACCUGGACGCCAACCGGCCCGUGCCCUUCCGUCUGACGCCCAACAUCUCAGAGUUCCUGACCACCAUCGGCGUCUCCGGCCCCCUCACCGCCUCCAUGAUCGCUGUGGCACGCUGCUUUGCUCAACCCAACUUCAAGGUAGGCCCAACAACAAGCACACCUGUAGCACAACAGCAAAUUACCUUCAUGGUUUGUUAGCUAUGUUGAUUGGACAAAAAUAAUGAAUCAGCAUAUCACAGUUUAAAUUGAAGCCAUGGUAGGAGAGAAUUCUCCUUUACAGCAGUAGACCACUGCUGUGCACCAUGUAGAACUCACUGGUAGAACCAUACCCUUUAAUUAAGUUUAAAGUGUGAGCAGACUCAUUUCUCAAUUCUUGUCUUAAUUUAGACACUAUAAUUCUUGAUGGAUGUUAUUCUGUGUGGGUGUUUUACACCCCACAAAUGUAAACUUGGAGGGAAAUUCAUUGAGGCGUAUCAAAACAAAAACAAUGGCCUCUCAGUCCCAGCUGUGGCAGGAGGAGGCUUGUAUAUCUAUGUUGGUCCCGUAAUGAUAGGGCAGCAGGCAGCUAUAUAUCUAUAUAUAGCCCAGCUCCAUCCUGUAGCUAAAGCCGGAGAGGAGAGGGGCUGCUUCCUUAAGGAGGUGAAGAAACUGGGGUGUUGAAGACCGAGGGACUUUCGGAUGGAGGGAGUGCAGAGAUGCACGCACAUACACACACGGGACAGACCAAGCUAGAGACGUAUCCCAGAGGCCACUGCUUUCUUUGGGGGGUGGAGAGGUGGUUACACACACUUCCUGGGAGAGGAGACGGGUUGUUCUGACAAUCAGGCCCUCAACACACCAUAAAGUGGGCACACCGAGUGGAGAGGACAGAGUGUACCCAGCUAGGUGGUUAGCUAGUGUUAGUGUUGUGGCUUCUGUAUAGUUUAUAUGGCUGCUGUGUAUAGCCCUGUUAGUAUGUGAUGUUCUCACAGUAUCUCAUGAUUCCUGAAUUAGCACAAAUUAAUAGUUAGGUUCCUCAGUCAAUGUUCCCAUAAAUAGUCUUACUAGAGUGCAAGAUGCAUUUUGCAGCUCCCCAUCAUUCUCUGUUCUCUCCUCUCCUUCUCCCCUCUACCCCACUAGGUGGACGGCAUCCUGAAGGCGGUGCUCCGUGACGAGAUCAUCGCGUGGCACAAGAAGACCCAGGAGGACACGUCCAUGCCCCUGUCCCCGGCAGGUCAGCCUGAGAACAUGGACUCCCAGCAGCUAGUGUCCUUGGUGCAGAAGGCUGUGACGGCCAUCAUGACCAGGCUCCACAACCUGGCCCAGUUCGAGGGAGGGGAGUCAAAGGUCAACACCCUGGUGGCUGCUGCCAACAGCCUGGACAACCUCUGUCGCAUGGACCCUGCCUGGCACCCCUGGCUAUAA
This is a messenger RNA of Coregonus sp. 'balchen', 20908 nucleotides long. The record is from the annotation of a GenBank genome assembly. Lineage: Eukaryota; Metazoa; Chordata; Actinopteri; Salmoniformes; Salmonidae.